Molecule: messenger RNA, 700 nt
Organism: Paramecium sonneborni
Lineage: Eukaryota; Ciliophora; Oligohymenophorea; Peniculida; Parameciidae
Source: the annotation of a GenBank genome assembly
UAGUAGAUUAAGAGAAGUAAUCAUACUAUUGAUAUGUAUGUACAUGAAUAUUUAAAAAUUAAGAAGACCAUUUGUAUUAUUUUCAGUUCUCUAUAUUAUUACGUCAUUUUAGAAUUGAUUCUUACCUUUUGAGACAUUAGUAAAAGAAUUGGAAUGACUAUAUAAAUAAAUAUUAUUUAUGGAAAUUACAGAAGAUCAACUUAUUCAAGAAGCACUGAAAGCCAAAGAAAGAGCAUAUUGUCCAUAUUCUAAUUUUAGAGUAGGAUGCUCUUUACUCACUAAAAAUAACAAAUUAUACACAGGAUGUAACGUAGAAAAUGCUAGUUAUGGUCUUUGUGUUUGUGCUGAGAGAGUAGCAAUAUGUAAAGCUGUAAGCGAAGGAGACCGUCAAAUUUCCACAAUUGUGGUUUCAUGGUACAUAAUUUAAAUAAUAUUCAUAGUGAUACUGAUGAACCUACAUUUCCUUGUGGAAUGUGCAGGUAAACAAUCAUAGAAGUAUAUACAAAAAUGUUAUUAUUAGUUUUGCUACAGUGGCAAUGAUAUUAAAAUUAUAGCUCUAGGAAAAGAUCAAUCAAAACCAAAAUAUUCAAAAGGUAGCGAUGUUAUACCAUUUGCAUUUGUUCCUAAAGAUCUCAAUGUAGAUCCUUAAUUGGAAAAAAAAUGACAAAAUAUUUAAUAUUUAAAAAUUAUUCAUAUUCCG